This is a messenger RNA of Solanum pennellii, 1772 nucleotides long. Its product is annotated as ammonium transporter 1 member 3. Bases 171 to 1553 code for a protein of 460 amino acids. Gene Ontology annotation, molecular function: ammonium channel activity. NCBI's taxonomy places the organism in Eukaryota, Viridiplantae, Streptophyta, Magnoliopsida, Solanales, Solanaceae. Gene Ontology annotation, cellular component: membrane. The transcript has a single exon. The record is from RefSeq and is a predicted model, not a curated record. Gene Ontology annotation, biological process: ammonium transmembrane transport; ammonium homeostasis.
AUUCAAUAUCUACUCAUAAAAAAUAAAAAUAAAAAACUUUAAUCAUGUAUAAACCCCUGGAUACUGCCUGGCUCAGUAGUCAAAUAAGUUUUGUGGACCAUUCCAGUUCACCUGUUUUUAAAAUAAAUAUCCAUCAUGUGAAUGUUGUGUGAAGCAAGCAAAUAGCAAUAAUGGAUUCUUCAUGGGAAGCUAGUGUAACUGAUUCCAUAAAUGCAAUUUACCUUUUAUUCUCUGCUUACUUAGUUUUUGUAAUGCAAUUGGGUUUUGCCAUGCUUUGUGCUGGUUCUGUUAGGGCAAAGAAUGCAAUGAACAUUAUGCUUACAAAUGUAGUUGAUGCUGUUGUUGGUAGUCUUUCAUACUAUCUUUUUGGUUUUGCUUUUGCUUUUGGCGAUUCAAAUCCAUUUAUAGGUGCUAGUUAUUUUGCUCUUAAAGACAUUCCUUGUAGCUCUUAUGACUACAGUUUCUUUCUUUAUCAAUGGGCUUUUGCUAUUGCUGUUGCUGGAAUCACUAGUGGUUCUAUUGCUGAACGUACUCAAUUUACUGCUUAUCUUUUCUUCUCUUUUUUCCUUACUGGAUUUGUUUAUCCUGUUGUUGCUCAUUGGCUUUGGUCUUCUAAUGGUUGGUUAAGUCCAAAUUCAACUUAUCUUCUUUUUGGUUCUGGUGCUAUUGACUUUGCUGGUAGUGGUGUUGUGCAUUUGGUUGGUGGGAUUGCUGGUUUUUGGGGUUCUAUUGUAGAAGGUCCAAGAGUUGGACGGUUUGAUGCGUUUGGUAAUCCUGUCAAAAUGAGAGGACAUAAUGCUACUCUAGUAGUGCUUGGAACAUUGUUGUUGUGGUUUGGAUGGUUUGGGUUUAAUCCUGGAUCAUUCAACAAAAUUCUUGUUGCGUACCCACAUAUGGCUGAUCAAGGUAACUGGACCUCUGUGGGACGGACUGCUGUCACGACUACCCUGGCUGGUUCAACCGCGGGGAUUGUUACCUUGUUUGGACGAAGGUUAUUGGUGGGACAUUGGGAUGCAAUGGAUGUUUGUAAUGGAGUUCUUGGUGGGUUUGUUGCAAUCACUUCAGGUUGUUCAGUGGUUGAACCAUGGGCUGCAAUUUUGUGUGGGUUCUGUGCAGCUUGGGUACUGAUUGGAUUGAACAUUUUAGCGCUUAAAUUCAAAUUCGAUGAUCCGUUAGAAGCAGCACAGUUACAUGGAGGGUGUGGAGCUUGGGGUUUGAUAUUUACAGGGUUGUUUGCUAAAGAAGAAUUUGUGUUACAAGCUUAUAAUUCCGGUAAAACACAAAUCAUACGACCUUCCGGCCUGAUUUUAGGAGGUGGAUGGGGUUUGUUUGGGGCACAAAUAGUUGAACUAUUGAGUAUUGUGGUUUGGGUAAGUUUGACAAUGGGGCCUUUGUUUUAUCUACUUCAGAAACUUGGAAUUUUGAGGAUAUCAUCGGACGAGGAGGUUGCUGGUCUUGAUAUCUCUAGUCACGGAGGUUAUGCCUACGAUGCUAGUCAAGAAGAAAGUAAUGCUCGCUUCUAUGGCGAGUAUUUAAGGAUGCAACAACAAUAAAUAAGGUGCACACCUCAACUAUUCUACCGUAUACAAGAUUGCUUUCAUCAAAUGUAUAUAUAUGCAACUUUGUAAUUUGCUCACAUCCUUGCUGUAUUUACGGGCUUCUUAGCUAUUAAAUUAUCUCUGCUUUUGAUUCAAUGAGCAUGUAUAUAUUGUAUUUGUGGAAUAUAUGAUAGAACCCUCGUUUAAUUAUGACGUUUAUUAUUAUUGCAGCCA